This is a messenger RNA of Alosa sapidissima (American shad), 4420 nucleotides long. RefSeq names its product membrane-bound transcription factor peptidase, site 1 (gene mbtps1). Gene Ontology annotation, cellular component: Golgi apparatus. The record is from RefSeq and is a predicted model, not a curated record. Lineage: Eukaryota; Metazoa; Chordata; Actinopteri; Clupeiformes; Clupeidae. Gene Ontology annotation, biological process: proteolysis. Gene Ontology annotation, molecular function: serine-type endopeptidase activity.
ACCCCCCCAGUUGCAAGGUCAGACCGGUCCCCUAGUCAGCUGCUAAAAUGCCUUCUUAACUGGCGGAAGGAAGGCAGUCCGAGACCACUUGCAUAGCGUUGGAUGACCAGCAAGCUGUGGGAAACGCUCUUCUUUCACUGAGGCUCGCCAUAUACAUUUCACCUGCUAGUCAAAAUGGAGCCUCUGAUCCCUGGUUGGCAGCAGGACUGAUCGACUCACUGGCCGCCCCCAAGAUGGAGAGAAAACGCCGAAAGAAAUGAACUCGAUAGGAAGAGUAAUAUGAACCAUGUGUGACUCUGGCUUCUGGACCUGAAUUCUGCCCCUGUUUGGACUCAUCACCUGGCAGUUGUGCUUUUGUUCACUUUACUUGCCACAUUAAUGCCCCGAGCUUUGCAGGACUGUUAAGAGGCCACCCUCUGACCUGCCUCACGUCCAGCCAAGCGGGAGAGACAUCAAAGGCCUCUAGAUGGGGUUUAAACUCGGACGUACCAUGGAGACGGUCAGCCCGGGCAUCCUGUGGCUCUCGAUGAUGGCCACUCUGCUGAUUGGCAGGCUGCCAUUGGUGGGGACGGAAAAGGAAGGUGGCCCCUCGUCCGCAGCCUUCUCGGACGGGCCUCAGAGUUCCAACUGCUCCCAGCUCACCCUCAAAGUGGAGUUCUCCACCAGAGUGGUGGAACAUGAGUACAUUGUGGCAUUCAACGGCUACUUCACGGCGAAGGCCCGCAGUCACUUCAUCAGCAGCGCGCUGCGGAACUCGGAGGCGGGCGACUGGCGCAUCGUGCGGCGUGAGAACCCGGCCAGCGACUACCCCAGUGACUUCGAGGUGGUGCAGAUUCGGCAGGCGGCGUGGAACGGCCUCCUCUCGCUGCAGGACCACCCCUAUGUCAAGCGGGUCACGCCCCAGCGCAAGGUCUUCCGCACCCUGAAGAUGGUGGACGCCACAGGGGACUCUGGGAGCUCGUGCAACGACACGCGCUGGACACAGAAGUGGCAGUCGUGGCAGUCGUCUCGGCCGCUGCGGCGCACCAGCCUCUCGCUCGGCUCGGGCUUCUGGCAUGCCACCGGACGCCACUCCAGCCGACGCCUGCUGCGCGCCAUCCCCCGACACGUCGCUCAGAUCCUGCAGGCAGACGUGCUCUGGCAGAUGGGACACACUGGCUCGGGGGUGAAGGUGGCUGUGUUUGACACUGGGCUUAGUGAAAAGCAUCCACACUUUAAGAAUGUCAAGGAGAGAACCAACUGGACCAAUGAAAAGACACUGGAUGAUGGGCUGGGCCAUGGCACCUUUGUGGCAGGAGUCAUCGCCAGCAUGAGGGAAUGCCAGGGCUUCGCCCCCGACUCUGAGCUGCAUAUAUUCAGAGUCUUCACCAACAAUCAGGUGUCAUACACCUCCUGGUUUCUGGAUGCCUUCAACUACGCCAUCCUCAAGAAGAUCGAUGUCCUGAACCUCAGCAUCGGUGGUCCAGACUUCAUGGACCAUCCUUUUGUAGACAAGGUUUGGGAACUAACUGCCAACAGAGUAAUCAUGGUCUCUGCUAUCGGAAAUGAUGGGCCCCUGUAUGGAACUUUGAACAACCCAGCUGAUCAGAUGGAUGUGAUUGGGGUUGGGGGGAUUGACUUUGAGGAUAACAUCGCCAGAUUCUCAUCCCGUGGAAUGACCACCUGGGAGCUGCCAGGCGGGUAUGGCCGGGUGAAGCCCGACAUCGUGACCUACGGUUCUGGGGUGCGUGGCUCUGGCAUGAAGGAGGGCUGCCGCUCACUCUCGGGCACCAGUGUGGCAUCGCCCGUGGUGGCAGGAGCUGUGACCCUACUGGCCAGUACGGUGUUAAACCGGGAGCUUGUGAACCCCGCCAGCAUGAAGCAGGCCCUGAUUGCCUCGGCUCGCCGCAUCCCCGGGGUCAACAUGUUCGAACAGGGCCAUGGCAAACUGGACCUGCUCAGGGCAUACCAGAUCCUUAACAGCUACCGGCCCCAGGCCAGCCUGAGCCCCAGCUACAUUGACCUGACGGAGUGCCCCUACAUGUGGCCUUACUGCUCCCAGCCCAUCUACUAUGGGGGCAUGCCCACCAUCGUCAACGUCACCAUCCUCAACGGCAUGGGUGUCACCGGCAGGAUCGUGGACAAGCCCAUCUGGCAGCCCUACUUGCCCCAGAACGGCGACCACAUCGACGUAGCCGUCUCCUACUCGCCCGUCCUGUGGCCCUGGGCGGGCUAUCUGGCCGUGUCCAUCUCUGUGGCCAAGAAGGCGGCGUCCUGGGAAGGCAUUGCUCAGGGACACAUCAUGGUGACUGUGGCCUCACCAGCAGAGAAUGACUCUGAGGUUGGAGGGGAACUGACCUCCACUGUGAAGUUACCGCUGAGGGUGAAGAUCAUCCCCACGCCGCCCCGCAGUAAGCGGGUGCUGUGGGACCAGUACCACAACCUACGCUACCCUCCUGGCUACUUCCCCCGCGACAACCUGCGCAUGAAGAACGACCCGCUGGACUGGAAUGGAGAUCACAUCCACACCAACUUCAGAGACAUGUACCAGCACCUCAGGAGUAUGGGCUACUUUGUGGAGGUGCUGGGAGCCCCGCUGACAUGCUUUGAUGCCAGUCAGUAUGGUACAUUGCUCAUGGUGGACAGUGAGGAGGAAUAUUUCCCAGAGGAAAUCACUAAACUGCGGCGGGACAUCGAUAACGGGCUGUCACUCAUCGUCUUUGCCGACUGGUACAACACAUCUGUCAUGCGCAAGGUCAAGUUCUACGACGAGAACACCAGGCAAUGGUGGAUGCCGGACACAGGGGGCGCCAACGUGCCAGCUUUGAAUGACCUCAUCUCAGUGUGGGGAAUGGCUUUCAGCGACGGCCUUUACGAGGGAGACUUUAGCAUGGCUGACCAUGACAUGUACUAUGCCUCUGGCUGCAGCAUAGCUCGUUUUCCUGAAGGGGGUACUGUUAUCGCUCAGACCCUGAAGGAUCAAGGACUGGAGGUGCUAAAGCAGGAGACUGCGGUGGUGGACAAUGUUCCCAUACUGGGACUCUACCAAACUCCCUCUGAAGGCGGGGGACGCAUAGCCCUCUACGGAGACUCCAACUGCAUAGACGACAGUCAUCGGCAGAAAGACUGCUUCUGGAUGCUGGACGCCCUGCUGCAGUACACCUCCUACAGCAUGAUCCCGCCCAGCCUCACCCACUCCAAGAGCAGGGUGGCACCCCCUACUGGCACGGAGCAGCCCCUCCCACAGAGACUCGAAGGAAAUCACCUGUAUCGGUACUCUAAGGUGCUGGAGGCUCACCUGGGGGAUCCUAAGCCACGACCACUCCCGGCCUGCCCUCACCUGUCGUGGGCCAAGCCCCAGCCCCUCAACGAGACAGCGCCCAGUAACCUUUGGAAGCACCAGAAGCUGCUGUCGGUGGACCUGGAUAAAGUCGUUCUCCCCAACCCUCGGCCGUACCGGCCCCAGGUCCGACCUCUCUCCCCAGGGGAAAGUGGGGCCUGGGACAUCCCUGGAGGCAUAAUGCCCGGGCGGUACAACCAGGAGGUGGGCCAGACCAUCCCCAUGUUUGCCUUCCUGGGUGCCAUGGUGGUCCUGUCCUUCUUCGUGGUGCAGCUGACCAAAGCCAAAAACAAGCCCAAGCGCCGCAAGCCGCGAGUCAAGCGCCCAACGUACCUGCAACAGCAACAGCAGACCCCGCACACAGGCAAAAAUCCCACAGUGUGAUCGGAGGGGGAGGGGAGGGAAAGGGAACGGUGGGGGCCCCCGCACACCUAACGGACUUGGCCACAAAAACACACGAGAACCUGGACUCCUGGGAGAGAUUCUCCAUACCAAUGUGUGUUUGCUGUAGGGGAAUGUGCAGGGCAGAAAGUGUUCCUAAGAAAUGGUGGGUGGGGAGGGGUGCAUGUGUAGGAGACUCGAGAGCUGUGUGAGACACACUCUUCUCUGCCACAAUGAUGAUGAUUAUGAAGAGGACAUCGACGAUUAUUAUGUUGUUGGAACCAGUGCAGCCUUCAACUGAUGAACACAGGCUAAGGUGUGAUCCCAAGGACAUUGGUGUUCCGUGUCCCCCUCACUGUGGUGGUUGUCCUCUCUCUUGUAAAGAGCCUUUCAUUCCAGGGAGCGAAGAGCAGGCAUUGGGUUGUUGCCUGUCUCGUCUCCCGCUCUUUUUUUAAUUUAUUAUGUAAGUUUGAUCUAAUCUUUCAUGCCCCUGACUCCAGCCCUCGUGUCAAAAAGGAUGUUUGAAAGCUUGGACCUUUUUUAAAUAAGUAGAUCUGCAGAACAUUUGGGAUGUAAUUGCUGUUUUCUUUUUUUUUUUUUUUUUGUACAACAAGGUCAUUUCUGGGUGUCUGUCAUUUUGUUGUUUACCAGUUUUUUUUUUUUGUUUUGUUCUUUUUUUAAAUGAAAUGGUAUUUGCCGAUACAACUUGUAAAUAGAUAA